AUGGUACUUACUAAUAUAGAAGAGCGCUUCAAUGUUUUAAAAUAUACAGUUUUCCAAACUAGAAUUAUUGAAAUGAAAACAGGAAGGCAAUCAAAUCGAUUAGCAACUCUUGAAAAAUCUAAAAUUUUAGAUGAAGUUGAGAGAAAAAAAAGAUUAAAAAAAAGAUUAGAUUACCUAGAAAAGGAUAAUUUUCAAGAGGAUCCUUUUGCUAAUUUAAUAAUAAAUAAAAAAAGGCCUAAAUUUGAGGUGGAUGAUGAGGAAGAUGAACAAAAAAAAAGAAAAAAUAUGUCAGCAAGUGAAAGAAAAGCAGAAAUUCGUAAAAAAAAAUUAAGACAAGAACAUUUUAAACAAAGAUUUAGGAAAAAUUUUGCUGCUUUACUAGAAGAUGAAAAGUCUAAUUCAGAACUACCAAAAGAAAUAAAACAAUUAUAUGAUAAAGCUACAGCUCCACCAUCACGUUAUCCGGCAAGGCGUUAUUGUCAACCAUGUGGUUUUCCAUCAAAAUAUAACUGUCUUCGAUGUGGUGGUUCUUAUUGUUGCAUACAAUGUAGAGAUAUUCAUUUAGAUACCAGAUGCAUGAAAUACACAUGUUAA
Messenger RNA from Strongyloides ratti, 594 nucleotides. RefSeq names its product Zinc finger, HIT-type domain-containing protein. The record is from RefSeq and is a predicted model, not a curated record. Bases 1 to 594 code for a protein of 197 amino acids. Gene Ontology annotation, molecular function: nucleosome binding. The transcript has 8 exons. Gene Ontology annotation, cellular component: Swr1 complex. Gene Ontology annotation, biological process: chromatin remodeling. Lineage: Eukaryota; Metazoa; Nematoda; Chromadorea; Rhabditida; Strongyloididae.